This is a messenger RNA of Meloidogyne enterolobii, 3648 nucleotides long. Lineage: Eukaryota; Metazoa; Nematoda; Chromadorea; Rhabditida; Meloidogynidae. The record is from the annotation of a GenBank genome assembly.
AUGUUGGAGAGGGUAGGAGAUUUAUGGACUUGUCAGUGUCCCCCAGGCUUUCAAGGUUCUCAAUGUGAAAGUGAAAUCAAUGCCUGUUUAAAUGUCACGUGCAAACAUAAGGGCAAAUGUGUAAAUUUGGGCGGCAUCGACUUUCGUUGUGAUUGCGCGCCUGGCUGGAGUGGACAUGUUUGUGAAAUAAAUAUUGACGAUUGCGAGAAUAUUGUUUGCCUUAAUGGUGGCGUUUGUGUUGAUCGUGUUAACAACUAUCUUUGUGAGUGCGCUCGUGGAUUUGCCGGACGGCAUUGUGAGAUUUUUGUCCCCGUCGACAAAUUCAAUCGAACGGAUAUGGUUGAUAUGGACAAUUGUCGAAGACAAGGUUGUGAACAGAAAGCAACUAAUGGGAAAUGUGAUCCAGAAUGUAAUUUAUAUGCUUGUCAAUUUGAUGGUGGCGAAUGUUCAACCCGUCAAAUAAAUCCUUUUGAAAAAUGUCCACAACCAAGUUAUUGUUCACAUUCAUUUUCAAAUGGAAAAUGUGAUGAAGUCUGUAAUAAUGAACGUUGUCUCUUUGAUGGUUUCGACUGUUUGCCACGUCCAUUGGCAAAAUGCCCUCGACUAGCUGAGUGUGCUUUGAGAUAUGCAAAUGGACAAUGUGAUCAGCAAUGUAAUAUGGCGGCUUGUGGUUGGGAUGGAGGUGAUUGUGAUCACGAUGUAGAACCGGAAUCUCAUGUUUUGCUUGGAGAACUUGUUUUGGUUUUGGCUGUACAACCAGAAGAACUUUUCCCGAAUUUAUUGAGACAAUUUUUGCUUUCAUUAAGUUCGCAUUUGCGAGUAUCUCUUUCACUUUCUGUUGAUGAGGAAGGAAAGCCAAAUCUUUUUCGUUGGAGUCAAGAUUCGGGAAUUGGAAAACGAAUUGAUUUACCCCCAGGAAUGAAUGUUACAACAAUGUUUAGUGUACAUUAUUACGAUUCUGAUAUUGUUGUUGGUGAAGAAGAGGGGAAAAAUAAAAAUGAAAUUGUUCAAGAUAGAAGAAGAAAAAGGAAUUUAAAUGAUAUUUCAAAAAAAGAAGGAGUUGCUUUAUUUUUGCGUGUUGAUGUCACAAUGUGUAAUUUAUUGGAUUCUUCUUCUUCAAGUACUUCAAUGCCUAGAAUUAUACAUCAGCAUCAAAUACCAGAACAUCCACACCGACAUCACCACCAUAUUUACCAUUCAAGCAAUAAACUUUUGGGUGUACAUGAACCUUGUUUUUCACAUAUGGAUAGUGUGGCUGCUUAUGCAUUACAAGAUAUUGGAGUGCCAAUUUUACAAAGUGAAGCUCGUCUUUCACCUCAUAGUUCUUCAAAAUCUUAUGGACUUUUUUGGUGUGUUCUUCUAACUUUGAUGUUUUCACUCGUUAUCGGAUCUGUAAUUAUUAUUCGAAGACCUAAAAAUAAUAAAAUGAAAACUGCAAAAACUUGGAGACCUCCAAUUGUUGAACAGCCAAGUUCAAAAUUUGGUUCAUCAUCAACUCUCGCUAGUCAUUACCCAUUACAUCCACAACAACCACAACUGACUUUGAGAGCAUCUUCUAUUUGGCCAAAUUACCCAGUAGCUCCGUCUAGUAGUUGUGCUUCUUCAAAUAUGCCUUUAAUGAUAAACCAUGCAGUUAGCAUGAACAGUCUUUCUAAUCAAAGCAAUAUUUAUAGUCAACACAACCAUCCUCAACAAUAUCAAAAUCCUGUCAAUUCAAUGAUGCAAAUGUCUAAUAAUAACAAUCAACAUUUACAUCAACAACCAACCAAACAUUACCGUCAACAUCCAUAUCUCCCACAACAUUCAUUACAACAACAUUCCUCAACAUUGCCUCGUAAUAACGGAAAUUGUUGGACAACAGCAACAACAACAACUGAUUUAAUUGGAGAAAAUAAAAAUUUAUUGACAACUUCUUCAAAUCAAAAUUUAAAUUCUUCCAUUCAUUAUAGACAACAACAACCACAAUUGUUGAUUGGGGCAACAGGGAAUGUUAAUGGAAUUGCUACUUUGCCUCUUCCAAAUAAUAACACAAACAACAUCUACAAUAAUCAACAACAACAAAAUAUGCCUUCUUUAGGGAAUGGAGGAGAAUUACCAUCUACCCACCCAACUACAACAACUAUAGCAACUACUAUAGUUAAUAAUAAUAACAAUUCUACUUCAUAUUCUCGUUGUUCUUCCUCAGGCAUUGGGGGAAGCAGCACAGAACAUUCCCCUCUAGGUCAAUUACUUCCUCUUCAUUGUUCUUCUACAAAUAUUGUUGUAGACCCUUCUUUGGUUGGCAAUAAUAAUGAAAAUGAAGAACAACGGAAACUAAUUAAAGAACUUCAAGAUUUUCUAAUGUUUAAAAGACGGGCAUUACUUGAUUGUAAUUCUGAAAUAAUAUCAAGACUUAAAAAAUGGAUGGUCGAUUCGACAAAUGAACGUGGACGGACAUUUCUUCAUUUAUUAUUUCAAAAUAUGUUUUUAAUGACUGCAAACGAUAACGAAACUGAUUUACUCGCUAAUAUUGACAUACUUUUUAAAAGCGGGGUUUCUAUUGAUGCACAAGAUCAUGAUGGGACAACUGCGCUUUCUUUGGCUGUUCGAAAUCGAAAAUUUCGAGCAGUUAAGAAAUUAAUAGUCGACUGUGAUGCUGAUGCCAAUCUGCCAGACUUGGAUAAUAAAUCUCCUUUAUACCACAUUUGUGCGAAUUUGUCGACUCAAGAGGACUUGGAAAUUGCUGAAUUUUUAAUAAAUGGGGUUGCUGAUUUAAAAUUAGAUACUUUGGCACGUGAAACAGAAACACCUUUAAUUCGUUGUGCGGCUCUUUGUAAUCCUUUCUCAUUACGGAUUGCUGAACUUUUAAUUUCUCGUGUUGAAGCUUCACAAAGAAUUGAAUUUGUUAAUUAUUCUGGUAAAACACUGAGUACUGCAUUACAUCGUGCUGCUUCUGUUGGAAAUGAACAAAUGGUGCGGCUACUUAUUAAACAUGGGGCGAAUAAAGAAUCGACUGAUAAAGAGGGAAAAUCCCCAUUAUUUGUGGCUGUUGAACAAGCACAAUAUGAGACAGUUUCUGUCCUUUUGGAAUUGGGAGCAGAUCGUAAUAAGUCGGACAUGAAUGAUACAAAAAUUAUGGAAUUAGCCUCACAACCUGGAUUUGAACCAAUUUCUCAACUUUUCCGUAAAUUUCCUGAAAAUCAAAAUAAUCAUCAUCAACAUAUUCAAUUUUUUAAUUCUUCUACUCGUUCCUCAUCUACCCCUAAAGACCAACAAAAAAAUCAAAAUGGAAAAAGACAAAGGGUUGGAACUAAAAGAAGAAAUACAGCAACAACAACAAAUAAUUCUUCUUCAAAUUCUAUUUUACAGGUUAUUCAAAGAGGUGUUAAUUCUGUUCUUUUACCUUCAAAUAAUAAAGAAAUAAAUAAUUAUGAAGAUGGCUCUUCUGCUGCCAAAAAAAGAGCUCCAAUAAUUAUUUCAAAUAACAACAACAAUCCAAAUAUAUCUCCACCAUGUUUACCCCCUUAUUAUCCUCCCUCUUCUAAUAAUAUUUGUCAGCAAUCUUUAAAUAAUUCAAAUAUUUUACAAAACCAACAGCAACAACAAAUUUCUUCUUCCCCUCCUCUUCUUCCUUCAAUUCAACAAAAUCAAUUUAAUGGUAUUUUUUAA